Molecule: messenger RNA, 928 nt
Organism: Linepithema humile (Argentine ant)
Lineage: Eukaryota; Metazoa; Arthropoda; Insecta; Hymenoptera; Formicidae
Gene: CPR14
Product: endocuticle structural glycoprotein SgAbd-3
Cellular component (GO): chitin-based extracellular matrix
Molecular function (GO): structural constituent of chitin-based larval cuticle
Source: RefSeq, a predicted model, not a curated record
CGUCUGACGAGAAGAAGCACAAGUACCACCAACCCAUCUGCAUCUCAAGCAAGCUCUUCUGGUCGUCGGCGCACGUGUGACAGAGAGAUUAUGUACACUAUUAAGGUGUUGUUGGCGGUCGUACUUUGUACGACAGGCACAUUGAGCGCACCACAAAGACCGCAACAAAGUGGCGCGGAGAAAGAUGCGGUGAUCACGUCUCAGCAGCUCGAAGUCAACUUCGAUGGCAAUUACGUCAAUAACUUCGAGACAAGCAACGGUAUCAGUCAUCAGGAAACAGGCAACCCAAAGCAAGUGGACAAUGAGACGCCGGUAGUCUCGCAGGGCCAGGACUCGUAUGUGGCGCCGGACGGCCAACAGGUCAGCAUCACGUGGUUAGCGGACGAGAACGGUUUCCAAGUGCAGGGCUCUCACAUCCCCACGGCGCCGCCCAUCCCGCCGGAGAUCCAAAGGGCGCUCGAAUGGAACGCCGCUCAUCCCGAGGAGGACGACGGCGGUCAGAGACCACCGGGAAGAGGUUAUCAGCCCAAUUUUACCUCAAACGUGACCUGAUUCCGAGCCAGCUUGCCAUGGACAGAACCGACCCCGAGCUUUCGACGCAAACAUAAAAAUAAAUAUAGUGUGGUAUAUUAAUCUAGGAUAUACAAACGUAACACGAAAACAAGGCAUGAGACACCAGUAUAUAAUAAGCUAUAUACUCCCGAAAUGAUUCUUUAUCUUACUUGUAUAGAUGAAAAAUAAUGCGCACUGUUCAGCAAUUUCAUGAGGGAGGAAUGCCGAUGCAUGCGCGCCGCCUCCGCAAGAAACGAGAGCGACACGCGCGUACGAACGUUUACGCCGAUCGUCAAUCGUUAAUAGUAUAUAUAUGUAUACUUAACUUGUGAUUUUUUUUUGUAUAUAAAUAAAAACGUUUUGCCCAAGUUGGAAA